UCGAGAUCGAACGUGAUCGGUCAUAUAGAUUGAAAAGCCUUAGCAUGAUUGGUUGCUUAGUGAGCUGUUGGGUGAUCUUAGUGACGACGAUCGUUUCUGUCACGGGUCAGUAUGGAACCUGUGAUUAUACAUAUAGCUACUCUACCGGUCAGACAGGCUAUAUUGAGUCGCCCAAUUUUUCCAACUAUUACACUCCGGGUGCAAAUUGCCGGUACACGAUAAACGCACCCGUUGGUCAUUAUCUGUACGUGCAGUGUUAUGAUAUGUAUCUUCCUUCGAGUACUGGGUGUUACUACGACAAGCUGGCUAUAUCUCUUAGUGGCGACUCGAAUCUAGCUGAUGCACAGCUACGGUGUGGAACGAGUACGUUUAAUGUGCAGACAUCUUACAACAAACUAGUGGUGGCUUUACUGGGUAGCACAAGCACUAUUGGCGGACGGUUCCGAUGUCAGAUAACAGCCGUCAAGAUUCCAUGCGACUGUGGACGACGUAAAACGGCUACGAUCUACAAUGGUGUUCCAACAAAAGCCAACGAGUACCCUAUGAUGUCAGCAUUGGUCGAUCUAAGCUCAAAGGAGGUGAUAUGUGGCUCUACAAUUGUGACUGAUCGCUUCGCAUUAACUGCCGCUCACUGUUUGUUGUUAAGAAAGGUAACUGGCACAGCUUUGUUGGUUGGUGAUCAAAACAUCAAGAUCGGGACAGAUACACCUUACUCCGUAGUGAUGCUGCUAUCCAGUUUUAUAUCCCAUCCGAACUACGAUUCUAUAAGCAAAACGAACGACAUUGCGCUAGUGCGUACUACUAACACGAUCGUUUUUAAUGCAGGCGUUGGGCGUGUUUGCCUGCCGUUCCGUUUCGGAACAAGUACAUUUACUGGGGCGGCUGUUACCGCCUUAGGAUGGGGUACGAUCGAUUUUGGUGCACCAAUGUCAGCGGAAUUGCUGCAAACGACACUGAAUGUGAUUGCCCAAACGGACUGUUCGACGAAGCUUUCGAGGACAAUUCAACCAACUCAGUUAUGCGCCUUCUCGUCGAAAAAUGAUACGUGUCAGAAUGAUUCCGGCGGUCCGUUGUACUAUAUCGACCCGAACAGUCAGCUGGUGUACGAGGUGGGAAUUGUGGGGUUUGGAGUAGGUUGUGGGUCUGCUUUUCCGAGUGUUAAUACCAGAGUUACAUCGUUCCUGGAUUGGAUUGUAGCGAAUACAGGCUACACGUUCUGCGAAAAAUAAGAUACCGAGCUGUAAUACAUAAUAAAAUAUCUACACACCGCA
This is a messenger RNA of Anopheles darlingi, 1271 nucleotides long. Its product is annotated as venom serine protease-like. Gene Ontology annotation, biological process: proteolysis. Gene Ontology annotation, molecular function: serine-type endopeptidase activity. The record is from RefSeq and is a predicted model, not a curated record. The transcript has 3 exons. The coding region runs from base 45 to 1229 and encodes 394 amino acids. NCBI's taxonomy places the organism in Eukaryota, Metazoa, Arthropoda, Insecta, Diptera, Culicidae.